This is a messenger RNA of Porites evermanni, 942 nucleotides long. Lineage: Eukaryota; Metazoa; Cnidaria; Anthozoa; Scleractinia; Poritidae. The record is from the annotation of a GenBank genome assembly.
AUGGAGGUAACAAAUUUACAUCAAGAAAGAAUCUACAAAACGAUAGAACAACUUUAUUGUUCCGAGGAACUGACGUCCGGAAAGGUGAACGGACAUUUAAUAUUUCUGUCUGUGCUAAGUAUCUUUCUGUCCAUUUCCGCAUCUCUGGGGAAUACUCUGAUUCUAGCUGCACUGCGCAAGGAAUCAUCACUUCAUCCGCCGUCCAAACUCCUUUAUCGUAACCUAGCUAUAACUGAUUUUUGUGUUGGUGUCAUCUUGGAACCUCUUAUGGUGGCUUAUUGGAUAUCUGAGGCGACAGAAAGAUGGGAUAUUUGUCGCUACGUCUUCGUAUCAUCAUAUGUCAUAGGAUAUGUUCUUUUUGCAGUGUCCUUAACGACGAUAACUUUAGUAAGCUUAGACAGACUUCUCGCCCUGUUGCUAGGGCUCAGAUACAGACAAGUUGUAACUUUGAAGAGAACAUACUUAACGAUAAUAGUCUUUUGGGCUAUCUCCAUCGUCGCUGCAACAAUGUACUUUGUGAACCCAUUUGUAACUACCUGGAUUGGCAAUAUAGGUAUAAUACUCUUCUUGAUCACAUCAAUCUUGUCUUAUACCAAAAUUUUCAUUACUCUGCGUAAAAACCAAAUUCAGCCACUGGAACAUGACUCAAAAGCACAGACAACCCAACCAACGUCAAUGAACAUGGUUCGAUACAGAAAGGCAGUAUCCAGUGCACUGUGGAUACAAGUAACAUUAGUUGUUUGUUAUCUGCCGUAUGUUGUUGCGGUAGUCUUAACGCCUAAAAGAGAAUUACCUUUGCCGUAUUACCUUGCUCGACAAUUUGGGGUUACUGUUAUUUACUUAAACUCAACAUUAAACCCAUUCUUAUAUUGCUGGAAAAUCAAAGAAGUCAGACUAGCAGUGAAAGACACACUCAGACAAGUUUCCUGUUCGUCGGUUUAA